AUUUCUUACUACCAUAUGCCAUUAUCAUAAACCCAAUGAUGACACAAAAAGAAUUUUAAAUUCUAAUGGGUACUUUUGUAUUUUUGCCCUCUAUUCCUUCACUGUAGAUACAGCCAAAGUCUGGAAUCUAGUUUCCGUCCACCCAUUACAGCCUGAAGAUUCUUAAGCCUUAUUUUGCAUUCAGUAAUUGUGAGCCGCUGAGCCUUAAGUUGGAAAAGAAAUGGGUGAAAUGGUAAUGGGAACCCUGAUCAAUUACCUUUUGGGUUGUCUGUGCUUGUACUUGCUUCUGAUUCUUGGAAAGUUCCUAUACAAAGAAUGGUGGACUCCACUUUGCAUACAAUCCCUGCUGAAGUCACAAGGAAUAAAAGGCCCUUCUUAUAGAUUCCUGCAUGGCAACACCAAACAGAUAGCCAACAUGAGAAAGGAAACCAUGAAAAAUCCCAUGGAAUUGUCACAUCAUGUACUCCCAAGAAUUCAGCCACAUAUAUAUUCUUGGAUCAAGCUCUAUGGGAUGAACUUUCUUAUGUGGUAUGGUGCUCGAGCUCAACUGGUAGUCACAGAACCUGAGUUUGUUAAAGAGAUUCUGAACAGUAAAGAAAAAACAUAUUGCAAAAUAGGGUUCCAGGAGUAUUUCAAGAAGCUAUUAGGGGAUGGACUUGUUUUAUCCACAGGCAAUAAAUGGUUAAAGAUGCGUAAGCUCGCCAAUCAUGCUUUCCAUGGAGAAAGCUUGAAGAGUAUGUUUCCAGCAAUGGUAGCAAGUGUGGAGAUGAUGCUUAAAAGAUGGGGACACCAUGAAGGGAAGCAGAUUGAUGUUUUCCAAGAAUUCAAGGUUUUAACAUCUGAAAUAAUCUCCAGGACAGCUUUUGGGAGCAGCUAUCUGGAAGGAGAAAAAAUAUUUGAUAUGUUGAAGAAAAUGACCUUCAUUAUUGCAAGAAACCAUUAUAAAGUGAGAAUUCCAGGAAUUAAAAGCUUUCUGAAAACAAAGGAUGACGUUGAAUUCGAUAAACUCCAAGAAGAGAUAAGAGACACAAUCAUAAAUAUGGUAAAGAAAAGAGAGAGGGCAGCAGUGAUUGGUGAACUGGACAAUUAUGGAAAUGAUUUUCUUGGACUACUUUUACAGGCUUAUAAUGAGGCAGAUAAGAAUAAGAAGAUAUCCAUAGAUGACAUGAUUGAUGAAUGCAAGAACUUUUAUGUUGCUGGACAGGAAACAACUGCGAGUUCACUCACUUGGACUAUUCUUCUUCUGGCAAUUCAUACUGAUUGGCAAGACAAAGCAAGAAAAGAGGUCCUUGAACUAUUUGGCCAGCAGAAUCCAACAGUAGAUGGUGUUGCAAGAUUGAAGACUGUGAGCAUGAUCAUCAAUGAAUCUCUAAGGCUAUAUCCUCCUGUGUUUCAUUUAACAAGGGAAGUCCAAAAAGAAGUUAGACUGGGGAAACUAACUAUCCCAGCAAAGACGGAAACCCACAUUCCAACAUUGGCACUUCACACUGACCAUCAAAUAUGGGGGGAGGAUGCUUUGCAUUUCAAACCAGAAAGAUUUGAAGAAGGGAUAGCAAAGGCUACAAACAAUAAUAUUUCCUCAUUUCUGCCAUUUGGUUUAGGAGCUCGAACUUGCGUGGGCUUGAGCUUUGCAAUUAAAGAAAAGAAAAUUGCUCUCUCAAUGAUUCUGCAGCAUUUCAGAUUUAUUCUGUCACCUACUUAUGUCCAUUCACCAGUUCAAAUUCUCACAAUGUGCCCACAACAUGGAGUUCAGAUCAUUCUUGAGGCAUUGUAAACCAGAAAUAAUCAUUCGGAAUUUGCUAUUUAUGCAAUGUUUUCUCCCUUUUUCAUCUUCAUUUUCACCAUUUUGUUAUAUCAUAAGUUAAUAACAGUGCCUUAGUUGGCGGGAACAAAUCCGGGUGAGGCUUUUCUAAUCAUCGUGCCAUGUCAAGGAAAGGUCUACAAUUCCUACUUCGAGACUUGCAUUUCUGUUCAGUCCAUGAGGAGAAGAAUAAUAAAGAACAUAAUUUUAGCAA
Hevea brasiliensis (rubber tree) is the source of this 2015-nucleotide messenger RNA. Its product is annotated as cytochrome P450 CYP749A22-like. The coding region runs from base 221 to 1774 and encodes 517 amino acids. Gene Ontology annotation, molecular function: monooxygenase activity; iron ion binding; heme binding. The record is from RefSeq and is a predicted model, not a curated record. The transcript is spliced from 5 exons. NCBI's taxonomy places the organism in Eukaryota, Viridiplantae, Streptophyta, Magnoliopsida, Malpighiales, Euphorbiaceae.